Molecule: messenger RNA, 2172 nt
Organism: Parastagonospora nodorum SN15
Lineage: Eukaryota; Fungi; Ascomycota; Dothideomycetes; Pleosporales; Phaeosphaeriaceae
Exons: 5
Coding region: 1-2172 (723 amino acids)
Molecular function (GO): protein binding
Source: RefSeq, a predicted model, not a curated record
AUGGUGGAGCCUCUGUCUUUAGCUGGGAUACUGAUCGCGAUUCCGCCAGUCGCUGCAGCCUUGAUAACAAUUGCUUCCGACAUCAAAGAAGCUAGGAAAGACAUACAGAACCUAGUGGGUGAUCUUUUCACUCUCAAAGGAGUACUGGAAUAUGUGCAGUCCGUGCGAAUAAUAUCUUUUGAUAAGGAGAAACACAACUUCGACUCGGCACAGUUCGAUGGCCUAUUACACGAUGCAGGGUCUAUUUUGGCUGCGCUGAAGUUGUCUCUGAAGGUUGGCGAUUCAGUGGUCGCGCAGAAGUGGAAAAGCAUCAAGUGGCAUUUCAAGAAGACAGAGGUUCUGGAACAUCGUCAACGCUUGGAGGAGGAACUACAACCAAGCAAUCUUGGACGAAGUGGCUCAACUACGGACCGAGGUUUCGAGCGACAGGAAGGCUGCUGUGUUGUGGCUGCAAGGAAAGUGGCGCGCUCCGCGGAACAGCUUAGCUCUGAGAUCAAUCGACAAGAUUCAACAGUUUGCACACGUUUCUACUGCUCCUUUGGCACUCUGGCAUCACAACAGUUGGUCAAUAUCCUUGCAUCGAUAUUAGUCCAGGCGUGCGAGGCGAUCCCUUCAAUGUACGACAAAAUUUCAACAAAGUAUGCGGAAGCAGCCAAUGCGCAACAGCCCCGUAGCGUUGAAGCCAGCGAACUUCUUCAAAUCCUCGUCGAACACGUGACCAAAGUUUCUCGCUUUUACAUCUGCAUAGAUGCGGUCAACGAGAGCACUGAGGCCGAAAUCAUUCAGAAGACCAUGGGUGGUCUCGCAGGGAAGUGUAAAAACAUUCGACUGUUCAUCACUAGCACACAUGAACCUCACGAGUCAGCCUUUAGAGAAGCCAGAUUUAUAACUAGCACAAUGAAGGCGAAUCUCGUAGACCAUGACAUAGCCACUUAUCUCGACGAGGAAAUCACUACGAGCGAUGAGUUGAGAAAAUGCGAUCCAUUGGUCCGUGAAGAAAUUCGUCGGACUAUCCUUGGUCGAUCCAGUGGAGUAUUCCGAUUCGCGGAGUCUCAGCUACAAUUGACACGCAUCGCAGCACAACAUACGGGACGUGAAGUCCGGCGACAACUUUCGCGCAUGCCUAGCAGCCUGAAUGAGACAUACGUACGCAGCUUGGGUGGUCAUAUCAAUAACCCUAUCCAUCGCAGGUACUUGCGUACUAUGCUUCUAUGGCUCAGUUUCGCCACUCGUCCCCUCACUCUGAGGGAGCUUAGUGAGGCGAUAGUGGUUGAAGACGAGGACACCGACCUGGAUGAACAAUGCAGACUCCAUGACCCAAAUGUCUUGCUGCAGCUUGGUCAGGGCCUGGUGGAGCUUGAUAAAUUCACUGGCUUUGUGUCGCUCGGUCAUUCCUCUGUGAAGACUUGCCUGACCUCAACCUACAUCCAGAAUACGGAAGCUGCAGACUUCGCACUCAACGAGACGAAUUCUCACGACCUUAUCAUGCGUACCUGUGUCACGUAUCUUCGUUUCCGACCAUUCAGGAUUGACUCCAGGAAUACUUUCGAUACACUUUCAGCUCGAUAUCCAUUACUGUCUUAUGCGGCACUGAAUUGGCCCCUGCACAUCACCGGAACUGGCACAGCGACUCUGGAGGGAGUCAGACACUUAAUUUCUACACAGCAUAUGCCCAGGGGUGGAGCUUAUGCAUUCUGGAUUUUGUACGUGUCGAGAAACGUUCCUCUCGGCGUCAUUCUUCAAACAUCCCCACUUUACUAUGCUUCAUCGUUUGGGUUCACCAAACUUGUGGCAGUCCUGCUUGCAGACAGCCAUGGAUUGGAUCUUGAGAGACCGGAAGGACGUGUAGGCUCCACUGCCCUUCAGGUUGCAUGCUUCCGCCGCCAGAAGGGCGUGGUGAAACUCCUUGUCGAAGCGGGCGCGAAUUCAUUUUCUCCUGACGGCUCAGGCGUUGAAGGCGGAUUUUCCUCGCUCUUUUGGGCAAAAAACAACGGCUGGGAUGAUAUCGUGGAGUUAAUGAUUGAGCAUGGUGUUGCAAACAAACACAACUACCGAGACCGUUCUCAUGGGGUUUAUGCCGUCGAUCUCGCGAAGAAAGUUCAGGCGGUGUCACUUCAAGAUACGCAUGCAUGCUCGACGGUCGAAUCGUUAAUAUGUACGAAAGAAGAAUAG